AUCCAAUAGGAAGCCGUUUGGGACUGAGCCGUUUGUCUGUGAGUCUGUAUUACAGUGUGAUAAAGAUUCACUCGGAGCCGCGUCGCCGAGCGAACUGCGCGUGCAUGUCGGAGCUGUGUGUUAUGUUGGGCACUUCUACAGGAUUAAACCACAAGAUAAAGCAUCUAGAAAGAUGAUAAGGUAGCUGUUGAGACCUCGUAGCAGAAACAUAACCCUAAAGAAAGAAAGAUAAAGGAAGGAGUACGUGCACUUGUGAAAGGGUUUUGCUGUCGUGCAAAGGGGGAAGGAGAAGGGGGGGUUGAGGCACUCUCCCCCUCUGGACUAACGGUUAUAGGUCUGAGGAUGAGUAGGGACAUGGCAUGGGUUUCCUGCCUUCAGCUGCUGUGUGGCAUUUCCACAUUGAUAGCUUAUCCCUUAAGACCUCGUUUGGAGCUGGAUGUGACUCCUAGGACUACCGUCCUCUUCAAAGAACUUUCAGGCUCCAGGCCCUUCAGUGGCUCCGCUCUUAACUACAGUACCCUGUUGCUGGAGGAUGAGGCUGGUUUGCUAUAUGUGGGAGCGAGAGGAGCACUUUAUGCCUUGCAGGCUUCCAAUAUUUCAAGCUCUGGCCACACUAUUGACUGGGAGGCACCAAAAGACCAGAAGCAGCUCUGCCUAAACAAAGGAAGAGAUAACAAGACAGAAUGUUUUAACCACAUUCGAUUUCUGCAGAGAUUUAACAGCACCCACCUAUAUACUUGUGGAACUCAUGCAUUUAGCCCACUCUGUGCAUAUAUUAAUAGUAGAGAUUUUAAGAUCUCCUCCGAGUUUGAGGAGGGCCGGGAGAGGUGCCCUUAUGACCCUGCUAAAGGCUACACUGGACUGCUUAUUGAUGGGCAAAUGUACACAGCUUCUCAAUAUGAAUUCUGGAGUACACCUGAUAUUCGAAGGAACUCACCAAACCCCACGCUGAGAACGGAGGAGGCACCUACUCGCUGGCUUUAUGAUGCUGAUUUUGUGGGCUCUGCGCUGCUGAAGGAGAGUGUGAAUAGCUCAGUGGGAGAUGAUGAUAAGAUAUAUUUCUUCUUCACGGAGAAGAGUCAGGAAUACAGCCCGUCCUUCAGUUACAGCAGGGUGGCUCGAGUGGCCCGUGUGUGUAAGAGUGACAGAGGAGGUCUCCUGACCUUGCAGAAAAAGUGGACAUCUUUUCUCAAGGCGCGCCUGGUGUGUUCUAUUCCUGAUUAUGAGUUUCACUUUAACGUUCUGCGCAGCAUGUUUGUCCUGGAAGGCCCCAGGACUGAGGACACCAUGCUCUACGGCAUCUUUGGCCUUGAAUGGAAAAACAUUAAAUCCUCGGCCAUCUGCCGCUACUCAAUAGCAGACGUCCAGCAGGCCUUCAAUGGCCCCUACAUGGAAAGUCCAGAGGGUGCUGGUACCAAAUGGACCGAGUACACAGGAAAGGUGCCUGAUCUGCGGCCUGGCUCAUGUAUUACAGACCAGCUAAGGGCGAGGAACAUUAAUUUCUCUACCGAUCUGCCAGAUGAUGUGCUACACUUUAUCCGCCGUCACCCACUAAUGUCCCGGCAGAUCCGUCCUCUGGGACAACGUCCACUUCUAUUUAAGAGAACUGUGGAUUACACAAAAAUAGUUGUGCACAAAGUGACUGCUCUGGAUGGCCAAAUAUACCACAUGCUCUUCAUUGGGACAGAUGAUGGCUGGCUCCAUAGAGCUGUGGACGUUAACGGUCAGCUCCACAUUGUGGAAGAGCACCAGCUUUUUGAAAAGCCACAAGCUGUGGAGAGUAUAGUCAUCUCUCAGAAACAGAUGAGCGUGUAUGUGGGCUCACUCUCUGGAGUUUUGCAGCUGCCAUUAUCCACAUGUCACAAGUAUGCUUCCUGCUUCGAUUGUGUGCUAGCACGGGACCCUUUCUGUGCUUGGGAUGGGAAAGAAUGUGUGGAAAUCACGUCACGCACUGACAGAUCCGGUCUGAUUCAAGACAUCAUAAAUGGAAAUACAGGCUGUGAAAAAUCUGCAGCAGAUGACCCGGUGCUCCAUCGCACUCGCUCAGUGAUGGCAGGGGAUGACGUGCUCCUACAGUGUGAGCUCAGCUCCAAUCUAGCAACCCCACAGUGGAUGUUUCAUGAGCAGGAGCUGCAGGGCUAUGGGAUGAACUUGGGGUACCGCAUCGGCACUGAUGGCUUGCUGGUAAUUCAAGCUCGACCAGACCAGAGUGGCAACUACAGCUGCUUUGCUGUGGAGAACGGUGUCCGCUACCAAGUCGUGGUUUACACUUUAAUUCUUCGCCAAGACCUUCCUGCAGGAUCUCCUGUACAUAUAACUCACCCAACCCAGAGCGGCAAACCAGACCUUCCCCCGUAUAAUCAGAUCAUGUCCCAGAAAAACAUGGAGGCCAUGUACCUGUCUUUAAUCACCAUUCUGGGUGGAUUAUGCCUGGUCCUGACAGUUGUUCUGCUGUAUGUGGGAUUCUGUGUGCAGAGCAAACGGGGGAUGUACUCUGUACGGACAGCAAACCAAGCUAACAAAAAGAGAAAACGGAGCAGCCAGAUGGAGCUUAGGACCAUCUCUAGUCAUUGCAAUGGGAAAUCAGACACACACGAUGGAUUCUUACAGAUAGUUCCCGGAGAGGCCCAGGUUUCCUUAAAUAAGGAGCUCCCUCCUGCACCUCCACUUCCCCCAAAUGUGCUGAACUGUGACUCAGAGUACACCAACGGCUUCCCAGCUUCCCUGCCCAGUGUGUUACGCAAGAUGAACGGCAACAGUUAUGUGUUACUCAGGCAGACUGAUGGAGACACCACAUCUCCACUGUACUACUCUUUUACCGAGGAGCUCAGUCGGAUUCUGGAGAAGAGGAAGAACACACAGCUGUGUAGCAAACCUGACGAGAGCUCUGUUUAAAGCUUUAGAGACAGUUUAGCUUCCACCAUGAUUGGGUGGUUCAUGACAAAUGUCUGCUUAAGUUUCGGAGAGAAAGCUUUAUUCAUCUCCUUCAUAAUUUAGUCAAUUGUUUUGGUUUAAUUUGUUCUCUUAUUUUGAAGAGAAUGGACUUCAUGAACAUGAUACAUGAGAACAAACUACAUCGACACUACAACAUCAAAACAAAUGAUUGAAUAUAAUCUACCUCGGAGAGGCAUUGGAGCAAUAAUCUCAGCGUGCUCAUUGUGAGUGUCAUACGGGCACUUGAAAACAAAAUUAUAUGAAAACUAGAAAGGCUUGGACAAUAAAAUGAAGCCCUAAGAAAUUUCCUUCAUUGAAGAACCCUUUUUCUGAAGCCUUUUUUUAUGUACAGAUGAACAUUUGUUCUGGAUGUGUCAGCUUUUGAACAAUGCAGCUAUAGUGGGAUAAAUCACUGCACAAUAAUUCAAGCUAACAAAUGCCAUGCAUUUACAGCUUGUACUUUAAAAAACUGUAAAAAAAAAAUAAUAAUAAUAAUAACAGUAUUAACUACUGGCAUGCACUUUAGGAGAAGCAGGAAUGGAUACUCUGAAAGAGAUAAAGAAGUGAAAUGUAUUUCUGGGCUAAAUUAAGGAUGUCAUACACAUCGAUGCAUCACUGAAAGAAGUGCUUUACUAACCACAACCUGAACAUAAUUUCUGAGAAAGUUACUUAUCUGCCAUUCCACAUAACCCAGACAAAAUGGGAUUUCUCUGGAGUUCAGCCUCAUUGUGUGUCUCAUGGUUAGUUUGUGGCUGAAUCAUUGUUCAUGGAAACAUGCCCAGUGCCCAGCUGACCUCACUGGAACUCUCGCCUGCCAGCUGACCCUGACAGCGGAGAAGCAGAGGUUUUACCACAGAAGUUUGCUUGUCCUCGUUGUGCAGCUAGAAGUAAAUGACCAGCAAGCUGAGUUCAGGUUGCUUCUGUCAGAAAUGCAGUAGAAAACAAUUGACAUUUCCUAAGUGGAUCUAGGAUUUCUAGCUACAAACAGCAUUCAAGCACAUGUUUACCAAUUCACACCUACAGUGGUUAAUAAAUAUUACUGUGCAUACAUUUUGGUAUUUAUUUUGGUUUACCGUUUGUCCAGGAAUAAUGUUUUUUAAUUCUGUAUAAAAAAUUAAACUUAAAAUGCUUUCUUUUUUGUGAGGAUUUGAAAUUAAAAGCCCUGGAAACAAUCUUUCAAUGUUUAUGUACUUAGGUAUUUAAAACAUGCGAACUGUACAUAUUAUUGUUCAUAUUUCUGAGCUCUUGCAAUAAAUCUUAAGGGUUUUUUCGGA
Trichomycterus rosablanca is the source of this 4208-nucleotide messenger RNA. RefSeq names its product sema domain, immunoglobulin domain (Ig), transmembrane domain (TM) and short cytoplasmic domain, (semaphorin) 4Ga (gene sema4ga). The transcript has 16 exons. Gene Ontology annotation, biological process: axon guidance; negative chemotaxis; negative regulation of axon extension involved in axon guidance. Gene Ontology annotation, molecular function: semaphorin receptor binding; chemorepellent activity. NCBI's taxonomy places the organism in Eukaryota, Metazoa, Chordata, Actinopteri, Siluriformes, Trichomycteridae. The record is from RefSeq and is a predicted model, not a curated record. Gene Ontology annotation, cellular component: plasma membrane. Bases 343 to 2895 code for a protein of 850 amino acids.